Molecule: messenger RNA, 2870 nt
Organism: Phragmites australis (common reed)
Lineage: Eukaryota; Viridiplantae; Streptophyta; Magnoliopsida; Poales; Poaceae
Exons: 22
Coding region: 140-2356 (738 amino acids)
Biological process (GO): protein phosphorylation
Molecular function (GO): protein kinase activity; ATP binding; protein serine/threonine kinase activator activity
Source: RefSeq, a predicted model, not a curated record
GUGUCUCCCCUCUCUCUCUCUCUCUCUCUCUCUCUCUCUCUCUCCAGUCCCCAGCGCGCGACACGAGUCAAGCUCUCAGCCGCCGCCGGCGAUCGCCGGAGCUACGUGCAGGUGGUUCUGAGCACGACCGGCGUGUGCCAUGGUGAGGAGCGCGAGUAUGCGGCGGCCCUCGGUGCCCACGCCGCCGGCGGUGCCGGUGUUCACCGCGUCGCCUGGCGACUACCGACUGCUGGAGGAGGUGGGCUACGGCGCGAACGCGGUCGUGUACCGCGCGGUAUUCAUUCCUUCCAAUCGGAUGGUCGCUGUGAAGUGCCUGGAUCUCGAUCGGGUCAACAGUAACCUCGAUGAAGUACGAAAGGAGGCUCAAACAAUGAGCUUGAUAGAUCACCCUAAUGUCAUCAGGGCUUACUGCUCAUUUGUUGUGGAUCAUAACCUUUGGGUGGUAAUGCCAUUCAUGUCAGAGGGGUCAUGUUUGCACUUAAUGAAGGUUGCAUAUCCUGAUGGUUUCGAGGAGCCGGUUAUCGCCUCUAUUCUGAAGGAAACACUUAAGGCUCUAGAGUACCUCCAUAGGCAAGGACAUAUACACCGGGAUGUGAAGGCAGGUAAUAUCCUUAUUGAUAGUCCUGGUGUAGUCAAGCUUGGGGACUUUGGGGUCUCUGCUUGCAUGUUCGAUAGAGGUGAUAGGCAGAGGGCUAGGAAUACAUUUGUGGGAACACCAUGCUGGAUGGCUCCAGAAGUUCUCCAGCCUGGAACCGGAUAUAACUUCAAAGCUGAUAUAUGGUCAUUUGGAAUAACUGCACUGGAGCUAGCACAUGGACAUGCUCCCUUUUCAAAGUACCCUCCCAUGAAGGUUCUUCUCAUGACCCUUCAAAAUGCUCCACCAGGUCUUGACUAUGACCGUGAUAGAAGAUUCUCGAAGUCCUUCAAGGAAAUGGUUGCAAUGUGCUUGGUGAAAGAUCAAACAAAGAGGCCAACAGCCGAAAAACUACUUAAGCAUUCUUUUUUCAAGAAUGCAAAGCCUCCGGAGCUGACUGUUAAGAGUAUCUUAACUUAUUUGCCCCCUCUUUGGGAUCGUGUAAAGGCACUCCAGCUAAAAGAUGCAGCACAACUGGCUUUGAAGAAAAUGCCUUCUUCCGAACAGGAAGCACUUUCCAUGAGUGAGUACCAACGAGGUGUCAGUGCAUGGAACUUCGAUAUUGAGGAUCUAAAGGCUCAAGCUUCACUGAUUUACGAUGACGAUCCAACUGAAUUAAAAGAAGAUGAUGACAGUGUUAGAAUAACUGACAUUGAUAAGGAUACAUCUUGUGAGAGUCUUUUUGGAAAGCCAACACCAUUGAAUGGAAAUAACUGCAGUGAACGAACUUCUGCUGCAGUAAAUCCAGUUCUCAAUGGCCCUGAAAUAAGUGAAGCAUUGGCUUCCAACCUUGGUAGUGCUGAUAGUGAAAGGAAGGCUGAUGGACAUAGAAACCAAGGAUCAGAAAAUGAUUCAUUACCCUCUACAUUGAAGCAUGAUCCUGAUAGAAAAAAAUGUGGAAGUGAAGUUAGACAAAAACAAAGGACUUACUCCAGUCCAAUUCUGCAAUCUGGUUUACAUAACAUUUCGAUGACUGAAAAGGGCCACAUUAUUGAAAGGGAUGCAGGAGGUCAAUUGGUAUUUGACAAACAAAAGAAUGGUACUAGAAGAACCAAUAAUCUUAGUGGUCCUCUGUCACUUCCAACUCGUGCUUCUGCAAAUAGUCUGUCUGCUCCUAUUCGGUCAUCUGCAGGUUAUGUAGGCUCUUUGGGAGAUAAACCUAAGCGCAAUAUGGUGGAAAUAAAAGGCCGCUUUUCAGUGACAUCUGAGAAUGUGGAUCUUGCAAAGGUUCAAGAAGUUCCAGUGAGCAGUGUCUUACGCAAUUUGCAAGAGGGACCUUCACUGAGAAAAUCAGCCAGUGUUGGUAAUUCGUCAGUGAAUGCUAAGCCAAUGUCUACUAGUCAUCAACGGAAGGAACUCUGCAAUAGCUCUGUAUCUGCAUCGAUUCUGAUUCCCCACCUUCAAAACCUUGUAAAGCAGACUGCAUUUCAGCAAGAUAUGAUUACGAACCUACUAAGUAGCUUGCAGCAAAAUGAGAAAGUUGAUGCAGCCCAGACAAGAGUUCAGACUAUGGGGAAUGGUAUGGUGGUUGAAAUGGCUAGUGCUGAGGGAGAAUGCUCGUUACUUGUUAAAUUUUUUGAAUUACAAUCUAGAAUGAUUUCUUUAACUGAUGAAUUGAUUGCGGCAAAGCUGAAACAUGUCCAGCUGCAAGAAGAGCUAAAUGCGUUGUACUGCCAAGAGGAAAUCAUCGACGCGAGAGAGGACGAAAAUGAAGAAGCAUGAUGUGUUAUGCCAGCUUUUUCUUAGUAGGAAGACUAAAAACAACCUGCUCCCGGCUCAUGCAUUGAGGCUUGGCUAACCGGCUGCAACAAGGUGUUUGCAUUGCUGCAAAGCCAGCUAACUCCGGCUCUCGUUAGACAAGGAAAUUGUUGUGCAAUCUGGAACCUACGAUGAAUUUGAAGGAGAGGGGAGAGCUCUUGGAGGUGUAUGAUCGUUGAUGGUCAGCUUGGGCUUGUUGUUACAAGUGUGCAUAUUCAGUCCAUCUAUUCAGUCCGGGUUUAGUUCAUUCAGUGAGUUUUUAGGUGUUUAUGACAUUGUGGUGUCCAUUCAUUUUGGCCGCACCUAUGAUUGAGAUGGUCAUGAUUCCAGUCUCUAAUAUAGUAUAGCAGUAUAGCACCAUUGUACCGCAGAAAGACUGCGAGAGUAAUUGCAUUACAUCUAGAAACAGCAGAAUGUAUAUGUAGCUAAAUGUUAGCACCUUUUUGGAAAUACAUUUGCUGCUCUUAUCGACCGCUUA